Beauveria bassiana ARSEF 2860 is the source of this 480-nucleotide messenger RNA. Its product is annotated as transcriptional Coactivator p15. Lineage: Eukaryota; Fungi; Ascomycota; Sordariomycetes; Hypocreales; Cordycipitaceae. The record is from RefSeq and is a predicted model, not a curated record. Gene Ontology annotation, molecular function: transcription coactivator activity; DNA binding. The coding region runs from base 1 to 480 and encodes 159 amino acids. Gene Ontology annotation, biological process: positive regulation of transcription initiation by RNA polymerase II. The transcript has 3 exons.
AUGGGGAACAAAAGGCGCGCGAGUGUCACCGAGCCCUCGGAUGCGAACGAUGUUGAGGUGGCGCACAAGGCCGCCAAGAAGAGCAGACCGAAUGCGAGCCUCGUUUCACCUACCGGAAAAGAUGAAGAAGGCAAUCCUUUUUGGGAGGCAAGCUUUUCGAGCCCAGUGCUGUCCAGCAAGCGCCGUGUGGGAGUUUCCAAGUUCAACAACGCGACCAUGAUCAACAUUCGAGAAUAUUACGAAAAAGACGGCAAACUCUUGCCUGCCAAGAAAGGCAUCUCGCUGUCGGUGGAGCAGUACACCACGCUGAUCAAGGUUAUGCCUUCCAUCAACGAACAGCUUCGCAAAAUGGGGCAACUGGUCAAUGCGAUAGGUGGUGCUGAAGAAGAUGCCGAAGCCAUCGCGAAGAAGCCCAAGAAGGAAAGGUCGGACAAGGCAAACAUCGAAGCCACGAGCGACGAGGACGAGGACGAGGACUAG